UUGGGCUCCUGACAUGCCACAGAUAAGGAGCUGUUCCUUGCUGACGCCUCUUGGGCUUUUUAUCGCUCUGAGUUUUUAUUCCUUUCCCCCCACAACUCCUCUUCUAUUGGUUUGAGGUUACUGGAACAUUUUUAUAGAAAAAAAUAUUAAUGUAGUCUAGGGCACAAUGCCUUCUAAAUACCGCAACUUCCGAAGCAGCGUGCCGUGGAUAAUCCUUUUUCUGGAAGUUGUUUUGAUUAUCCUCUUUUACUUUUUGUUCUCAGAUGAUGAUGAUGCAUCCGGAUCGACCAACUCCUACCCAGCUUUUCAAGAUGUCAACCACAUGGUGAUUUUUGGAUUUGGCUUUUUCCUGACAUUUCUGAAAAGAUACGGGUUUAGCAGCACUGGAUUCAACCUCCUGAUCAUUGUACUUGGUGUACAAUGCUCUGUGCUGAUAGAAGAUUUAUUAGUUUUGCUUCUUCAAAGGGAAUACAAAGAUGGUCUGCAAAGAAUAACAAAGGCUGCUGUGAGUAUGACUGCUGUGGUCAUCUCCACUGGAGCUGUUCUUGGGAAGGCUAAUCCUGUGCAAUUAAUUCUGAUGGCAGUUGUGGAGAUAAUAGCUUUCCAUAUGAGCAGAUCGAUCAACACCACAUUCCUGCAGGUUUCAGACAAUAUCAGCAUGAUGCAUGUUCACCUGUUUGGAGCGUACUUUGGUCUGGCAGUCUCCUCACACUUCUCUGAGCCAUCACCAAGGACUGAGAAGAAUGCGAGUACCCCAAAGUCGGAUUUGUUGUCAAUGUUAGGUACUCUCUUUCUCUGGGUAUUCUGGCCAAGCUUCAAUUCUGUACUACUUGUGGAAGAGAAGACCAAAGCAAUCUACAACACCUACUUUGCCCUUGCAGUGAGUGCUGUAACUGCCUUCGUGUUGUCUCUUCUGACCGCAAAGGAUGGAAAAUUCAGAAUGACUGAUAUCCACAGUGCAGUACUAGCUGGUGGGGUCACUGUUGGUUAUGCAGCACACAUUAUCGAGUAUCCUUGGAUUGCAAUGAUUUUGGGUCUGCUUGCCAGUGGGACAGCCGUAUUAGGAUCUUACUGUUUACAGAGAUGCCUGCAUCCUGCUCUCAAGAUUCAUGAUACCUCUGGAAUUCAUUUCACUUUUGGCUUGCCUGGUGUGCUUGGAGCUCUUGCCCAGGUUGUUCUCUUAGUAUUAAAAGACUGGACCAAAUCACCAAGACUGGAUUAUUUGGUCAUGAUUCCUAUUGGUGCCUUCUGCCUGACCAUCAGUGUUGCCUUGAUAACAGGUUUUCUUACAGGUGUAAUCGUAAACCUCAAACUGUUUAAGACCAUCCCUGUAUCAAAGUACUUUGAAGACCAGUUUUAUUGGGAGUUUCCCCAUUUGGCUGUUGGAUUUUGAAUGGAGGAACCCAGAUGACAGAUUUGACCAAGAUAAGCUUUUCCUGUUUGUCACUAGAGAAAAUGAAUAGCUACAAUGGGUUGAAAGAGCACUUAAGUAUCAAUUCUCAGGCUCAAAAAAGCCAUCCCAAUGGCAUCCCACAAAAAAUUAGUAAUAAACUGUUGUAGUUAUUCUUCAAAGAUACAGAGUGUAACUUUACAGGUGCAAACUCACGCUGCAUUUAGCUCUUCUGCUUUGUUGGUCUUACCUUAAAUAUUCUUUUGUGGGAUACAUACAAAAAAGUUGGCUGCAUUAAUUGCUGUAACGGCUUAUCAAUAAAAAUGCUUGGAAACUUUAAACUAUUUUUAGCUCCCAAGUUUAAAAGCCAAAAUAUGUAUUUUAAAGUAUAAUUUUUCAAGGAGUACAUACUCAUUCUUAUCUAGCGAAGCAUUCAAGUACUUGUUUUUAAGCUAAAUUAAUUCUGUUGAAGGCCUUGUUAAGCAAGGAUUUGAUGAGUAAGCUGGAUCAGGGCCAGAACUCUGCAUCUUGCCAGACUGAACUCUUUGAGUUAUCUGACUGCUUAAAGAAAAAUCUAUAAUUACUUGGCUCAGGCUAGCUAUUUGGAAGUUCAAAUUGCAAGAAGUUAAAUUGUUCUGCUUGUGGAUGGUGCCCCUGAAAUCAAUGGUAUUUACUUGUAUUCAAGGUUUGGCAGCAACCCUCAGAACAGCCUGUCUGUGCAGUGACAGUCUGUGCCACCAUGGGGUCACAGCUGCCCAAAAGGCCCUGGCUGCCCUAAAGGCAUAGACAACCGGAGAGACUGAGGGAAUAGCCCUUGGUACUGCGUGGUACCAAGACUAAGACCCCAUUUCUGAAGUGUUGUAUGUUGAGCUGUUUUACUCCGAGACAAGCAGGAGGCUUUGGUGCAUGAGCUAGGGCCUGACCAGGCAGAGGAUUCUGUGCAAGCAAACCCUUGUUUUUAAAUGGAUCGUUAUCUUCAGCGUUUCUUCUUUGUUUCAAACUAGUUGACCUAGAAAAACUCUUUCAAAAAUGCUUACCUAAUAAAAAAGUCAAAAUUUGA
Aquila chrysaetos chrysaetos is the source of this 2450-nucleotide messenger RNA. It is a transcript of the gene RHCE, whose product is annotated as Rh blood group CcEe antigens. Gene Ontology annotation, biological process: ammonium homeostasis; ammonium transmembrane transport. Bases 167 to 1393 code for a protein of 408 amino acids. Gene Ontology annotation, cellular component: plasma membrane. Gene Ontology annotation, molecular function: ammonium channel activity. Lineage: Eukaryota; Metazoa; Chordata; Aves; Accipitriformes; Accipitridae. The transcript is spliced from 10 exons. The record is from RefSeq and is a predicted model, not a curated record.